Peromyscus eremicus (cactus mouse) is the source of this 650-nucleotide messenger RNA. RefSeq names its product sulfotransferase 2A1-like. The record is from RefSeq and is a predicted model, not a curated record. Gene Ontology annotation, biological process: sulfation. Gene Ontology annotation, cellular component: cytoplasm. The transcript is spliced from 4 exons. NCBI's taxonomy places the organism in Eukaryota, Metazoa, Chordata, Mammalia, Rodentia, Cricetidae. The coding region runs from base 48 to 629 and encodes 193 amino acids. Gene Ontology annotation, molecular function: sulfotransferase activity.
GUGGCUAAAGCUGUAAUCCUAACAGCACCCACAAAGAGCUCUUUGCCAUGUCAGACUACCUUUGGUUUGAAGGGAUACCUCUUCCUUCUGUAGAGUAUAAAAAAGAAAUAAUUGAAGAAUCUCGUGAUAAGUUUGUGAUCAGAGAUGAAGACACAGUCAUACUGACUUACCCUAAAUCAGGAACUAACUGGCUGAUUGAGAUUGUCUGCCUGAUUCAGACCAAGGGGGAUCCCACUUGGAUCCAAUCUGUGCCUAUCUGGGACCGCUCACCCUGGAUAGAGUCACAAGGUGGAUAUCCACUAUUAAUCAAUAAGGAAGGACCACGCCUCAUCAGCUCCCACCUUCCCUUCCAUCUUUUCCCCAAGUCUUUCUUCAAUUCCAAGGCCAAGGUGAUCUAUUUAAUCAGAAAUCCCAGAGAUGUUCUUGUGUCUGGUUAUUUUUUCUGGAGUAAGAUGAAAUCUGUUAAGAAUCCGGAGUCACUGAGAACUUAUUUUGAAUGGUUCCUCAAAGGAAAUGGCAUGGCUGGGGACUGGAAGAAGCACUUUACAGUAGCCCAAGCUGAAGCCUUUGAUAAAGUAUUCCAGGAGAAAAUGGCCGGUUUCCCUCCAGGGCUGUUUCCAUGGGAAUAAAUUCUUAAAACUUAAAAAAAU